Sclerotinia borealis F-4128 is the source of this 1581-nucleotide messenger RNA. The record is from the annotation of a GenBank genome assembly. NCBI's taxonomy places the organism in Eukaryota, Fungi, Ascomycota, Leotiomycetes, Helotiales, Sclerotiniaceae.
AUGGCGUCCUUAUUGUUCCACACAAUAAUCUUCCUCCUCCUCACACUCACCUUCGCUCAAGUUCGUAUCCCCAUCACGCGAAAAACUCAUCUAUCACAUCCCGCCCUCAACCGUCACCUCUCUUCCCGCGCCUCAGUCUCCGUAUCUCUUGUAAAUAAUAUCACACAAGCAAGCUAUGUCAUCUCUGUCAAAAUUGGAACUCCGCCUCAAGAUAUUGAUUUGAUUAUCGAUACAGGUAGUAGUGAUACCUGGUUGAUCGCUGCUACUGCGGAAUCAUGUACUGCUUCUGAACUGCAAGAAUACAAUUGGACGGAUGAAAGUACUUGCAACACUCCAUAUUAUCCAAAUGCUUCUUCAUCCAUCAACCUUGAUGUCACAAACGAUACAUUCAACAUUCAAUAUCUAGAUGGAUCCGAAUCGCAAGGAAGCUACAUAGCCGACACGUUCCAUCUCGGUGAUGUCACCGUCCACUCUCUUCAAAUGGGUCUUGCCUACAUCACAGACAUACAAACUGGAAUAUUUGGAGUCGGCUACACUGUUGGCGUAGCUUCUGAUGCCGUCUAUCCAAAUAUUAUCGAGGAUCUCAUCUCCCAGAAUCUCAUCAGCACCAGAGCUUACAGUCUCUACCUAGACUCCUAUGACUCCCCUACUGGCUCCAUUCUCUUUGGCGCAAUCGAUACCUCCAAGUUCACUGGCAAUUUGGUGGCGAUGGAUAUAAUACCCGCACCCUUUUGGAAUGGUUCGCUCCUCUACUCAUCAUUCGACAUUGAGCUGGUUGGAUUGGGAAUCACGGAUCAAGAAGGCAGUACUACGAACUUCGCCACCUCUCCCGAAGUUGUGACUUUGGAUUCUGGAACCACAAUCACUUACUUACCACCUGCGUUAACAAAUACUAUCUACAAAUAUUUCAACGCUUACGACGACACAAUGUCCACGAGCAAUGUGUACAUUCCCUGUUCACUUCUCACCACUUCGUCUUCUCUAACAAUCAAUUAUCUCUUCUCAUCCUCCUUCGUCUCUGCUACGAUCAAAGUUCCUCUCUCCGAACUUAUAUUCCCACUCACAAAUCCCAUCUAUGCACUUACCCCAGGCUCUACACUCCCAGCUUUACCAUUUAGUGGUGAGGCAUGCGGUUUUGGGGUUCAGCCGGGAAGCGAGGGCUCUUAUUUACUUGGUGAUACGUUCUUGAGGAGUGCGUAUGUGGUGUACGAUUUGGAGAAUAAUGAGAUAGGACUUGCGCAGGCAAACUUUGACGCUUCUAAUACGAGCUCGAGCUCGAGUGGGGGAGAUGAGAGUAUUGUCGAGUUAAAGGCGGGAGAGACGGGCGUUCCGCUUUUAGGUGGUGAUGAUGGGAGUUCGAGCUCGAGUACGAGUUUGCUGGAGCCGAUGUCUACUGCUACUGGUGGGAGCAAGAAUUCGGGUACAGGGAUUCAAACGGCUACUGCCACUGGUACAGCAAUAGCUACGCAGACGGGAAAGAGUGGUGGAAGUGUUCCGAUGGCAAGAAGUUUAGAUCCUAGAACUCUCGGUUUUAUUGUGCUGGUAGGACUAAUAGCUGGUGGUGCAAUGGUGAUGAUAUGA